AUGGUGCGAAACGGGAGCCCUUCGCCGGCGGACAACUUCCCGCUCGGCCAUUCAGCGACGUCACCGCAGCCGCAGCCCUCGAAGCGCGACAAGAGGCGCAACAUGCUGGCCGAGAAGCUGGGAGAGAUGAUGGCGUCCUUCUCCGACAACAGAGACAGCCACUACAGGGCCCAGCUUGCAGCGCUGACGGCUGAUAUCAACCUCAUCAUGAAGGCCGACCCGUACGCAAAUGCGCCGCUCGACGAUGGCGGAGACGAAGCGUCGGACCUCAUCUCGCAGAUUAUGGGCAACAAUGUCCCUACGGCACCCAGCGCGGGCACCGACUACAUUGCGCAGUGCGGCAAGCACUAUGCGCGCUUCGUGGACGCGGUCAACGACGCCAUGGAGGAACGCGACUACAAUCUCACGAUGCUCCAUAACAAGCACGAGAACACGAAGAACGAGAUUGAGAACUCGCACUACUACAAGGUCCAAAUCGCCGAGGAGGAGCACAAGCUGCUUGCUGCCACGAUCCGCGAGCGCCUCAUUGCGAGCAUACAACAGCGCACCGGUCGACUCAAGCGCGAAAAGGAGCAGCUAGACCUCUCCGACAGCAACGCCAUGCUCCUCCACCCGAACCAGUUUGGCAUUGGCAACCCCGCCAGCCCCGGCGGGCCCCAAGCGCCCCGCAAGACCCGAAGGACUGGGCACAAGUUUGGAGAGGCCGAAGAUCUUGCUGCAGCAAACGAGAGCAAGCGCAAGCGCAAGUUGUUUGAAGAAGCCGACAACGACUCGCCAGGUCCCGCAGGCCGCAACGUCGAGAUUGGCAUGGGCUCGCCAUUCCGCGACGCCAAGGCGCGCACCAUGAAUGCGCAAUUCGAAUCCUCUGCAUACUCGCUAGAGCGCCUCUUCACCGAGAAGGAGCUGAACAUGGCCAUGAACCAGGCGACGACGGCCGCCUCGCACUUCUUCGCCAAGAUGAAGCAGGCAGACAACGGUGCGCAAAACGAAGCCACCACAUACGGCCACACGACCAACGGCAAUGGCACCAAUGGCGACCACGCUUCCGAGAACGGCGACGUGAUGGACCAAGAUCAAGACUCGGACGACAUCCCCGGCGCAGCCGACAUGACGCGCCAAAUCUCCUCCAACCCACACGCGACCCGUGGCGCCACCCGCUCCGCCUUCAAUCCCUCUGCCGCCGCCAUCGCCAACGGCCAUAUGCCCUUUAUCUACAACCCGCCCUUCGUCCUCGACGCCAAAAUCUUCCAGAAGCCCAAUGCCGCAGCGCCCACUCCGCCCGCUCUGUCUGCCUCGGACAUUGACCAGGAUCUCAAGCUCAUGCUGCGCGACGCCCCGCUCGACGACGAACUCAACGAGAAGCUGCUGCAGGCCGCAUGCCACCCGAUCAAGGCGCGAGACUACCAGGUUCAACCGCCAGGCUUCCAGGAGCCCGUCAACGAGAUUACGAGCCAGGUUAGGAACACGGCGCCGGGCCUGGAAGUCGGAUUGAUGAAUGGCAUGGGCGGUGUGCCGAUGAGUGCGCAGAGCAGUCAGUGGAGCGAUGCUGGUGGCAACACGCCGCUUGGGGCUGCUGAGCGUCCAGUGCCCAUGGCGAGGACGGCGAGUGGGAGGGGACGGGGAAGAGGGAGGGGUUAG
Messenger RNA from Parastagonospora nodorum SN15, 1638 nucleotides. RefSeq lists its product as hypothetical. NCBI's taxonomy places the organism in Eukaryota, Fungi, Ascomycota, Dothideomycetes, Pleosporales, Phaeosphaeriaceae. Gene Ontology annotation, biological process: negative regulation of transcription by RNA polymerase II. The record is from RefSeq and is a predicted model, not a curated record. Gene Ontology annotation, molecular function: histone deacetylase binding. The coding region runs from base 1 to 1638 and encodes 545 amino acids. Gene Ontology annotation, cellular component: Sin3-type complex. The transcript is spliced from 2 exons.